AUGGAAGACCAUGAUGAUCAGGAAUUAAUAUCAGCAGAGCAUGAUCAUUUAGUGAGUGCUAUUUCAAAGUUAGAUAAAACUCAGCACAUAACACAGCCUUCCCGAAAUGAGCCUACCAGCCUUAAUUCUGAAUUUAAUUUAAUAAAGAACACGAACAAAGUUGAUCUUGGCAAAGUUGUUACAGCUCUUAAAGGCAGCGCGCAGCAUUCAAAUAUAACUAACAAGUUGAAGAGACUUCAAAACGCCCAGGCACUUCCAAAACCUUUGGAAAAGCCUCAAGCUGAACGUAUUAAAAGAGCGACAGGAUAUGAAGCAACGAAAGAGAAAGUAGGAAAAUGGGACGCAGUUGUAGCCAGGAACCGCACUGUAGAUUAUGUGUCAUUUCCCCUUAGAUCUAUGACUAGAAAAGAACACCCAACAAAAAUCAUUUUAUCAAAAUUGAAAUCAAAAUCUCCUCUUGAAAAAGAGUUAGAUGUAAUAGAUCCACCAGUAGAAGCUGAAGAAGUUGAAGAUGAAAAAAGUUUCCCUAUGACUUAUGAGGAAUUACUAGAACACAGAAAACAAAUGGCUAAAUUACGAGCUCAACAGUCUUAUAAAGCUGCGAAAGCCAAGAGACAGAGCAAAAUUAAAAGUAAAAAAUAUCACAGGAUCUUAAAAAAGGAGAAAUUAAAACAACAACUGAAGGAAUUUGAAGAAUUGCAAGAAAAAGAUCCUGAAGAAGCUUUAAAAAAAUUAGAAGAGUUAGAGAAGGCUCGAGCUUUGGAGCGGCACACUUUGCGCCACAAGAACACUGGUAAAUGGGCAAAAAGUAAGCUUGUUCGAGCAAAGUAUGAUAAAGAGGUAAGGCAGCAAUUAGCCGAACAAUUAGCAGUAAGUCGAGGUCUUACCCAGAAAACCCAAGACACUUCAAGCACUGAUGAUGAAGCUGAUGAAAACGAAGUCAUCACUGAUUUAACCUUAGCACAAGAUCCCUUAAAUCCGUGGAUGAUGAAAAGACCUGAUAAGAGCAAUGUUGAUUCAGAAUUUAAUUUUGGCUAUAAAGAAUAUCUAAAAAAUAAAAUGCAAGAAAAUCCCGAUAGUGAUACAGAAGUUAGUGAAAAUGAAGUCAGUACUUUAACUUCCCUGAAAGAAAAUAUUUUAAAACUAAGUAACUCAAACGAUAUUGAAACACCUACAGUCAAUAGGAGUCAUUUAGAAGUCAAGACAAAACCUCAACAAGAUUUUAAAUGUCAAAAUGUAAAAAUCGUUAAACAAAAAAAGAAACUAGUAGCAGUGUCAACCUCUGAAUGGUCUGUGGAAAUUAUAGGUGAACAAAAAAGUACCAGCAAUUCAAAAGUAACAGAAGUUUUUGAAGAUUUGGAAAACCAAAUAUCUAAGAAAGUUGAGCAAAAACUGAAAAAUCUAAGAGAAAGUAUUGAAGUUUUGGAAAGAGAACCUAAAAAAGAAAAUAAGUUUAAAAGCAAGGAUAGGAAUACCGCUACUGAUAAGUUUGAAUCAUUAAAGUUUAAGAACCAAAAUCCAAAACCAAUCAUUGAUGAAGUAUUAUUAGAAACCAACAUAAGAGAAACAGAAAAUUUACCAGUGCUUGAUAAGGUUACAAAAAUAUCACAAACUGGCAGGCUCACAGAUACUACUCAAAUAAAUGCAGAUAUAGAUCCUGGGAAGUUUAUUGAAGUAAAACCUAAGUACCUUAAUACUGCCUUAUCAAAAGGGGAAAGUAAUAUAGAUGAUUUGGAUGACAAUGAUGAACAGAUUGUACCCAAGGUGGACAUAGAAGAAGUUUUUGAGGAAGAUGAUGUUGUUGCCACAUUUAGGCAGGAAAAACAAGAUGAGGUUGAUAAUGACAUCCCAAAAAAUAUUGAUUUAGAAUUACCGGGUUGGGGCAGCUGGGGUGGUAUGGGUGUAAAAGCUCCUAAAAGGAAAAGAAACAGGUUCAUUUCUAAACCAAUCCCUAAGGCACGUAGAAGAGAUGAAAAUAAAGGAGAUGUAAUAAUAAAUGAAGUAAAGAUAGCUAAGUUGGAAGCUCACAAGGUUUCUGAAUUGCCUUUCCCAUUUACUAGCAUAAGUGACUAUGAGGCUUCCAUAAGAGUCCCACUUGGCAAUACUUUCAUUCCUGAAACAGCUCAUAAAAAACUAAUACGUCCUAAUGUCAUAACAAAAGCAGGAACCAUAAUAGAGCCUAUGGAUGAAGAACAGUUGAUGCUUCCCCGUAAUUUAGAAUUUAAAAAUCAAAAUGUAAUUGAAUUACUAGCUAAAAAAUAA
Molecule: messenger RNA, 2262 nt
Organism: Leptosia nina
Lineage: Eukaryota; Metazoa; Arthropoda; Insecta; Lepidoptera; Pieridae
Source: the annotation of a GenBank genome assembly